Messenger RNA from Ogataea haglerorum, 1539 nucleotides. RefSeq lists its product as uncharacterized. The record is from RefSeq and is a predicted model, not a curated record. NCBI's taxonomy places the organism in Eukaryota, Fungi, Ascomycota, Pichiomycetes, Pichiales, Pichiaceae. Gene Ontology annotation, biological process: cell wall mannoprotein biosynthetic process; protein N-linked glycosylation. Gene Ontology annotation, cellular component: Golgi apparatus; membrane. Bases 1 to 1539 code for a protein of 512 amino acids. Gene Ontology annotation, molecular function: alpha-1,2-mannosyltransferase activity. The transcript has a single exon.
AUGGACUUUGAGGACAGGUUCUCCAGACUGGCGUUGGAAAAAGUGCCGAUGUCGGAACGGCCAAUAGAAUCGGCCAAGGACGCCGUCUUUGAGAGCGGAUGCAGGGACCCUCUUAUCGAGGCCAAAAAACCGCGUAUGAACGCCGCGUUCGUCGUUCUCGCGCGCAACUCCGAGAUCGACGGCGUGGUGUCGUCGAUGAAGUCGCUGGAGCGCCAUUUCAACCAGUGGUUCAACUACCCGUGGAUCUUCCUUAAUAACGAGCGUUUUACCCAGGACUUCAAGAAGAAAGUAGCACAGGUGAGCAGCGGGCCUGUGCGGUUCGGCACUGUGCCGCAGUCGAAAUGGAACUUUGACGAGCAGCAGACGAACCCUGUGCUGUUCAAGGAGGCUAUCGAGUCGCAGGGAGACCGCGAGAUAAUGUACGGCAACACCGCAAGCUAUCAUAACAUGUGCCGUUUUUACUCGGGCUAUUUCUUCAAGCACCCCCUCGUGCGGAAACUGGACUGGUACUGGCGUGUGGAGCCGGACGUGGACUUCUACUGCGACCUCACGUACGAUCCAUUUCGGGAGAUGCAGAUGCGGGACAAGAAAUAUGGGUUCACGGUGGCAAUAAAAGAGCUGGUCAACACGGUGCCGAACCUGUUUCGCUACACGAACGCGUUCAUCAAUAAGCACGACGUGCCGCUGUCGGAUGCGUGGGAUUUUUUUGUGGACCGGUUCGCGGUCUACAAGGGCCAGAACAGCGAGCACUACAAGAGCAUCACUAAUAGACGCGAUUUUUGGAAAAAGCUGGAGCAGCGGAUUCCAAUGUACCAUGCGUUGCAGACGGCGGGCGAGGACGCGGCCCGGCUGGACCAGCACUCACUCAACAGGCUUGUGGACCACAGCAACAAGCGCGGGCUGCACACGGUCAAUAAGGACCAUUUCGACGGGAGGAAGUAUAAUAUGUGCCAUUUCUGGUCGAACUUUGAGAUUGCUCGCACAGACCUGUUCACGUCGGAGCUGUACCAGCAGUACUUUGACUAUCUGGAGUCAUCUCAGGGCUUUUUCAUCGAACGGUGGGGAGACGCUCCAGUGCACUCUCUGGGAGCAGGAAUGUUUCUCAAUUUGUCGGAAAUUCACUAUUUCAGAGACAUCGGCUACAAACACUCGACUCUGGGCCACUGUCCGAAAAACUCGCCGCACCAGCUACCGUACAAGCCGGGCGCACGAUACAAACACGUCUACCACGAAAACGACGAGCGCAACCUGGCAAGGUACGACAGGCCGGUGUCAGAUGGCGGUGUGGGGGUGGGGUGUCGGUGCAAGUGUCCUGCGGAUCAUGCUGAGAUUGAAAAUUCCGGGGGAUCGUGCGUGGCACUGUGGGCGAAGCUGACUGACGACGAACGGGAGGCCGACGCGACGCUGGACCUGGACGCGAUCGAGGAGCGCGCGUUGGAAAUGUACGAACAGUAUUUGGUGCAGCAUGGCAACGACGGGUCCAAAUGGAAGCUGAGCACUGCAGAUUGCGAAGAACUAGAGAAGCUGGGCUCGCUCUAG